UUCCACUCGCUCUCCAAUCUGGUCUGGCCGCCAUUGUGGUUGCCGGCCUCGCUUAUUUUUUUUUCUUGUCGGUAAUCAUAACCACUACCGUCAUUCACUAUUGCUUUUUUUUCUGGCUGCUACGUAUUCCAUAUGGCGAAUGACAUGAUAUACCUUUCAGUUGGUCACUCUCUGUGGUUGGAUUGGCGCGUCUAGUGGAAACCUCGCGCGGCUGUUCCCGCCACCGCCGCCAACCUCAAGGUUUUCACCUGACCUACCUGAGCUGGCAGCUUCUGACGUUGACGUUGACAUUGACAUCGAUCAGACAAGGCAGCCUACUGAAAUCUACCGAUCCCAGGCGUAGCUCGCCUCCCUCAUCACUGGUUCAGUUUCGCCAUCUCCCUAGCUACCCAAUCAGCCAAGAUGGAGGACCGUCGUCAGUCCAUCAGGCAGAGCGGCAUUCCACGAUCAUCGCGCCUUCCGACUCUUAGAUCAUCACAGAGUAUCUCGUCCCUUCGACCUCCACCCUCGACCGAGCAGACAAACCGCAGCAAUGGCACUAUACACAACCCCAAGCUUCGUUCGGCCCCGUCCCACGACCGCCUGGGAAGCUUGGGAAACACGACAUCUGUCUCGGCUGGAAACCGCAAGCCAGAGACGCCUUCUCGAGCUUUUCGACUGCAAAGCAAACCGCUCCCACCGCCCCCGAGAAGCUUUGUCGGCCCUCGGUCCUCAAGCAUAAGCCGAGUUCCUGCCUCGAGCACCUCGCCUGUUGCUUCUGAGGCGUCACAAUCUUCCGCACCAACUGCAACACCCUCCCCGCCGGCGGAGCAACCUCUAUUUAAGAGGAGAACGACUCUGACGAGGCGACCUUCUGAUGCUGCCGAGAGCUUCAUAACCCCAAGCAAGGGUCGAUCUUCCUUGGAUCCUUGGGCAUCUUCAGUGCCGAUGGACCUGCCCUCAAUGCCGACAAAUUUUACCAUCGAGGAGGAAACAUCGACGAACCAAACGAUCAAGGCAAAGACACCCCGCUCAAGACCAUCGCUGUCAGAGAGAACAAUCGAGACGCUCUCUCAAAUACCUUCUUCGCCCGCAAAUAGGGGGAGAAGGCCUUCGGCUUUCUUUGAACCUGGCUCCGCAACUCGUUCAGGUUCCAGGCCUGCAUCACGCAGUUCACUCAGCUCGCGACCGGGUUCAAGCUACCGAAAUGAAGGUUUCAACCGACCGACGUCGAGGUCGAAAUCCCAAACAAGGCCCGGCUCCAGCCAUAGGAUAGAAGACGCAGGCCCAGCUUCGUUCCGGGUCUCAACUAGUCACAUAAACAAUUACAAGACACAGCUUGCUCCCAUCAACGGCACACCGCCGACGCAAGCAAAGCCUCGGGUGGUAGCCAAGACUACACGUGUGCCUGCGGCUAGGGUUGCAGGUCAAGGGAAUGCAAUGCGACCUCCCACCCACGGCAAGAUACCUGCACCUGCCUCGAAGACGCUACCCAGAGCAUCUAUCAGCAAACUGCCGGAACCUUCCAGGACCCCUAGUCCAGAGAAGCAGCAGGUCCAGUCAAAUGAAAACAAACCUAUGGCAAAGACAAUGCCUUUGAGACCACCUAAGCAACGCCCGUCGCUCAACGGAUUGUUUAGAAAACCUCCAGCUCUCGCCCCGGACCACCAGAAGGUGGGGGCCACCCCCUCCAAAGUCUCUCGCAAGACGUCGCUUAUUUCACACAGGUCGUCAACUACCUCUGGCGAUGACACGGUCCAGUCUGGGCCCUCACCGACAUCUACUGCGACCACGGUCGACACGAACGAGCCAGCACCCGCGGCGACUUUUAGAAAGUCUUCCGCGGCCCUGAGGGAGCAAAUCGCAAAGGCAAAGGCAGCCAAGAAGGCUACCACCAAGCUUGAAGUCGAUCCAACGAAGGUGCCCACUGUAGGCAGGCAUCCUAUCAGAUCACCACUUAUACCAACAGACACAUCCUUCGACUUUGGUCUAUCAGAUAAUCCGUUCAAUCAUCAGGAAGCAGACAGCGGGUCAAAGAACAAGGUCCUAGAAGGUCUGCUGGCGACUGCACGGACUAGUGGAAGGCUCAACAUUGCAGCACUUGGCCUUCGCGAAAUCCCUGCCCAAGUUCUGAAGAUGUACGACUCGGAGGCUAUGGGGAUCAACGAUGGGUCAUGGGCAGAGACCGUGGAUCUCACUAGGUUCGUUGCGGCUGAUAACGAGCUGGAGAUGAUUGGCGAUGAGGUGUUUCCCGAUAAGGAUGCAAAGGCUUUUGUCGACGAUGAAGACGGACAAGGCAUGAUUUUUGGAGGUCUCGAAACUCUCGAUCUGCAUGGAAACAUGCUCAUCUCUCUGCCCAUGGGCCUGAGACGCUUACAGUAUCUGACAUCGUUGAACUUGUCUUCGAACCGAAUCACGAACGGCUCCUUCGAGGUUAUUUCUCAGAUUACCUCUCUCCGCGACCUCAAGCUUGGGGGCAAUCUCUUUUAUGGACCGUUGGAUAACUCCUUCACAAACCUUGUCAACCUGGAAACCGUUGAUUUGCACGACAACAACAUCUCAGCCCUCCCGGCUGGAAUGGAAAAAAUGAGCAAGCUUCGCAUCCUGAACCUUGGCGAGAAUAACUUUGAGUCUUUGCCUCUCACGACUCUUGUGCAGCUCCCACUUACUGAGCUGGUCGUUCGCAAGAACAAGCUGAGCGGCGUGUUCAUAGACGACGCAGAUGCGCUUUUCCAGACCUUGCAGAUCUUGGACGUUUCCUCUAACCAGCUUACUCAUAUUUUGCCUCCCGGCAGCAGCUCAACACUCGCCAUGCCAUCUCUCCAUCAGAUGUGUGUAUCGAUGAACAGACUCCAAGAGUUACCUGGCCUCAGCAUGUGUGUCAACUUGCUCACCUUGAAUGCGGACGAAAAUAGCAUCACCGAUGUUCCAAACGGGUUGACAGGCCUCAACAAACUAAGACAUGUGGACUUUUCGAGCAACGACUUGCGCGUUAUUCCGCCAGACAUCUCUCGUAUGGAUAACCUGAACAUGCUCAGGCUCAGUGGCAACCCGCUUCGGGACAAGAAGUUCUGCUCUAUUACGACGGAGGAGCUGAAGGACAUUUUAGCUGCUCGCUUGGAUCCCGAACCGAUAUUGGAUGAACCUCAGGCCACGUUUAGCAAUCUCUUGGCCUCGGCAGCGGUACCAAGCCCAAAACCCCCAGCGACACGAUCAAGGAUGAACUCCGUCCCAAGACAUAUCGAAGACGCAGAUGAAGUUCGAUCUGAAAUGAGCGACAAGUUUGCGACGCCCCCUACAUCAGCUCCUCAAUCACCAGCUGCGCGUUCCCGGUCCCAUACCUUGUCCAGCGAACAAUGGACGGUAAGGCCCGGCGGCGUGCUAGAUAGGUCGAACACACAAUCCUCGGCUCUUCAUCCCGUGUCAUGCUCUCGCGUUGCAAACGAACACAGCGUCCGUGAAGUUCAGCUCCAUCACAAUCUUUUCUCCAUCAUCCCAGAAUCCCUUACUUUCUUCUCCCAGACCCUUGUGUCCUUAUCUCUAGCACACAACCAGCUCAUGGGAGAGUCUUAUAUGGGAGACAUGGCAGCCAGCGGUGGCGGACUCAAGCUGGAGCUUCUUGCGCUCCGGGAGCUGAAUCUGUCUUCAAACCACAUUACCAGUCUGGCUCCUUUGAUGUCGAACUUGAUUAGCCCGGGACUUCAGAAGCUAGAUGUCAGCACCAACCGGAUUGCCGCCCUUCCGUCUGGGACCGGAUUAAGGGAUGUAUUUCCAGAGCUGUCGGUAUUGCUCAUUGCCAACAACCACUUGGCGGAUUUGGAGCCCGAGGCCAUCAAGGGUAUGCGCAUAGUUGACGCUUCCAAUAACGACAUCGCCCAUCUCAACCCUCGGAUUGGGCUUCUUGGUGGGAUUGAAAAUGGCACCUUGGAGCGUCUGGAUGUCAUGGGCAACCGGUUCCGCGUUCCCAGAUUCAAUGUGCUUGAGCGAGGCACCGAGGCUACGCUAAGGUUCCUCCGUGGUCGUGUGCCUGUCGCUGAGAUGGCAGCGUGGAGAGAGGCAAGAGGUGUAGCCGUGAGCAGUGAGGACUGCGACGGAUUCGACGACAGCAUAAUUGAGUAAAUCCAACUCCAAUUGGCCGUUGUCAGAUGAUAACCAGCUGCUAUUUUUCCUUGCCUCUCAAGGGCGUACCGCCAGGUCACUAUGGUAUGACCGGAUGGAAUCUGGACACACAGUUUCGUGGCAUUCUUUUAGCAUCCAAACGUCGAUGUACCAACAUCAGGUCUAACAUGACUACAACAUUCACUUCUGUUUCUCUUUCUUCUGUUUUCUUGUGGCUCGAAACGUUUUUCUUCGAACAGCCAUUGAUACACCAAUACUGUCUUUUUUUUUUACCUGUUUAACUUUACUUUAUACCAGGCAGCCGCUGGAGUGGGCUGUGUUUGGAGUGUGAGGUGAUGAGUACGACGUCUCAUGAUAGGUCUGGCAGGAUUUUCCCAGCCAUUAAGAUACCAAACAAGCACUUUUUUAUUUUGUUCUAUGGUCUGUUC
Molecule: messenger RNA, 4526 nt
Organism: Pyricularia oryzae 70-15
Lineage: Eukaryota; Fungi; Ascomycota; Sordariomycetes; Magnaporthales; Pyriculariaceae
Product: leucine-rich repeat-containing protein 40
Exons: 2
Coding region: 403-4098 (1231 amino acids)
Molecular function (GO): protein binding
Source: RefSeq, a predicted model, not a curated record